AUGUGGUGCUGGCAGUGGGCGGCAGUGGAGGUGCUUCCGGCCCCCAAGGGCCCCAACGAGAGUGGGACUGUGGCAGAUGGUGGAGCAGUGGCAGCUGAGGAGACUCUGGGGCUCUCCGUGGCCAAGGAAAAACCCAAGGAAGGGGUCAAGGCUGAGAGCAAUGAUCAGAUUAAUUUGUAGGGCGGGCAGGAUGGGUCUGUGGUGCAGUUUAAGAUGAAGAGGCACACACCAUUUCGUAAACUAAUUGAAGCCUAUUGUGAACAACAGGACACACCUGCACAGUUGGAAACGGAGAGGGGAGAUACCAUUGAUGUGUUCCAGCAGCAGACAGGGGGUGUCUACUAAAA
Myotis daubentonii (Daubenton's bat) is the source of this 347-nucleotide messenger RNA. RefSeq names its product small ubiquitin-related modifier 2-like. Lineage: Eukaryota; Metazoa; Chordata; Mammalia; Chiroptera; Vespertilionidae. The record is from RefSeq and is a predicted model, not a curated record.